AAAAGAAAGAGAAGAAAUUAAAUCCGCUUAACUCACACACAAGGCCUCGAUCAUACAGACUAUCACCUACUGCUGCUAUUGUGGUCAAGAUGACUUCAAUGAUGCUGCCGCCGCCCGGCUCAAGGGCCAGGGUACUACGACAUCUACAGCAUCUAGAGAAACCAAAGAAGAGCAAAUUCCUCACUCAAACACCAUUCUUUGACUCGCCUUACGUUCAUCCUAAAGACAGAGUACCAUUUUGGAAUAUUGGACCGGGAGAUGAAGUACGGGUAAAAGUGGGUGGAAAACGAAUCAAGAAGGAAGACGGAACAAUCGAAAAAGUACCUUUCGAAGGAAUAGUAGACACAAUCGAUCGUGAAAGGAGUGUCGUUUGGUUGCGUGCUCCCGAAAAGGGAGAUGAAUCUUUGAUACCGAGAAAUUUGAAACACUUAGAACCUCGAUAUGCAGACGCUUCAAAAGGCAUAGAAGGCGGCUUCGGACCUAAUGCUGCCUACGUUGCAAGGCCUGUCCAUUACAGCAACCUACAACUGAAAAUUCCAUCUGACCUAAAAUUACCCGAAGAUAUCAAACUUGACUUGAAGCAAGGUGUAUUUGCAUCAAGAAUGACAAGGAGCAAGCCAUACUACAACAGAAGAGGAGGAUUUUUCCGAUGGAGAAGAUACGCAAUCGUACCUACAAGUGAAGGAACAUUAAAGAUUGAAGUACCUUGGAAGACGCUCGAAAAUCGUGAAGUUCCAAGAAAGGAGAACAAUACAUUGUCAAAUCUGGUUGAUAGAGAGACUUGGCUACCUUGGGCACCCAAUGAUCCCACUUGGCUCAUUCCAAGAGCUUCUCGUACAUCACCACAAGCACUAGAACGCUACCAGAAAUCAUUAGCACAAAGAACGGCAGCAUUAGUUGCCAAGGGAGCGGAUGAGAAUGGAAAGAUUUCCGUUGCAAGAGCUGCACAAGCUCAAAUAGAGGCAGGCAAAGGCUCUCCACUACCAUCAAUGAUACCUGGUGCAUCUACGGCCACUCUAGGAUUACCGAUCUAUCCAGGUUUCGCUAAGCAACUAUUAUCUAAACCAAAGAUGCCCAUCACUCCCCAACCUCCGACACCUGCUGAAAAGGUUUGGAUGGCAAAACACUCCAUGAAAGAAUGGCAUGAAGAUAGUCAAAACGUGCCGAAGCCUAACACUGAAGCAGGAGCAGAGAAUACACCAAGAUACACAUUCUCAGCUUGGGAUUAUCUAGAUGUUUCUCCACUUGAGGGACCUUCAAGUACCUCACAUACUCAAUCGGUAAGCACAAAGGAUGUAGAAACAGAUAGCUCUGCCGACCGACCAAGAGGUGAGGCCGGCCGUAUAUUUAACGCAAGUCAAGUGACCAAACGUGAGAUGGACAAUUGGCCGAUCGAAUUGAUGAUGAAAGAAGAUUUGAUUAACGAACAAGGCACAAAGCAUCGCAGAAUCAGAUGGCAACGUCGUCAACGUGAAAAUGCAGAAAUGCAAAAAGUCAUUGCACAAGAAGAAAAGGAAAAUUUGCAAGCUUUCAGAGAGUUGAAGUUGUGAGGCCGCCGCAUCCUAUUGUACUCUUACCAUGAUCAUAUGCUAUACUAAUUCACAAACAUCAUCGUGCAUCAACACACAUUGAAUUGGGUUGAGAGUGUAUACAAAUUGCAGAAAGCUCGUAGAGCAAGGUAUUUAUAUGAACAAUUGAAGUGACGAUAACCGGUAUUUCCUGGAGAUGUUCCAUUGUCCUUCUAAGGGGGGUA
This is a messenger RNA of Meira miltonrushii, 1753 nucleotides long. RefSeq lists its product as uncharacterized. The coding region runs from base 90 to 1550 and encodes 486 amino acids. The record is from RefSeq and is a predicted model, not a curated record. The transcript has a single exon. Lineage: Eukaryota; Fungi; Basidiomycota; Exobasidiomycetes; Exobasidiales; Brachybasidiaceae.